UUUUUGGAGCUUCUGUGAUUCCCAUCGUUGGCAUGGGAGGGAUUGGCAAAACAACGCUUGCUCAGCUUGUCUACAAUGAUAGUCGUGUAGAUAAUCGUUUUGAUCUUAAAGCAUGGGUCUGUGUUUCUGAAGACUUUAAGAUGGAGGAGAUAACGAAAUCAAUUUUGCGAUCUGUUAGUUCUGAAUCUUCUAAUGCUGGAGAUUAUUUGAAUAAGCUUCAAACAGAAUUGAAGAAGAAGCUGGUGGAGAAAAAACUACCUCUGAUUUUGGAAGAUUUUUGGCAUCAAAACUAUGAUGAUUGGAGUCGUCUAAUAUCCCCUUUUGGCGUAGGAACUACGACUGUUGUGACAACACGUGAUAAAACUGUUUCAUCAAUGGUGGGUACUAUCCCAGAUUAUAAGCUGCCAACGUUGUCAGAUGAUGAUUGCAUUUCUAUAUUAACUCAGCAUGCAUUAGGAGCAAAAGAUUUUAGUGGGCAUCCAAACUUAGGAGAAUUUGUUGUACAGAUUGCGAAAAGGUGCAAGGGUUUGCCCUUGGCAGCUAAGACCAUUGGAGGCCUUUUGCGCAAUAAGGUGGACAUUGGUAAAUGGGAAGAGAUACUAAAAAGUGAGAUUUGGAAUUUACCAGAAGAGAGGAGUAACAUAUUUCCAGCUUUACGAUUAAGCUCUCAUCAUCUUCCUGCAGAUCUAAAGCGAUGUUUUGCUUACUGUGCCAUACUCCCCAAAGACUAUGAAUUUACCGAGGAAGAAAUAGUCUUGUUAUGGAUGGCAGAAGGCUUUCUGCGAGUGGAAGCUACAAAGCAAAAUGAAGAUUUGGGUCAUGAGUACUUUCAAGAACUUGUACAAAGGUCAUUUUUUGAAAUAUCCAACAAGGAUGAGUCUCGAUAUAUGAUGCAUGAUCUGAUUAAUGAUUUGGCUCAAUCAGUUGCCAAAGAUAUAUGCUUCAGAGUGGAGGAUGACAAGGCAUUGAACGUUUCCAGUCAUGCUCGCCAUUCAUCUUACAUUGGCGGUAGGAAAGACAGAAUUAAAAAGUUCCAAGUCUUUUACGGAAAGAAGGGUUUAAGAACCUUCCUACCGUUGAAGAUGCCCGAAGGGUGGAGGUAUAUCUCUAAUCAAGUUCUCAGUGAGUUGUUGCCAGAAUUUAAAUACUUAAGGGUGUUUUCUUUACAAGGGUGCUACCUGACGGAGUUUCCCAAUAUUAUUGGAGAUUUGGUGCAUCUACGUUAUCUAAAUUUUUCUUACACUCAAAUCAAAACUCUGCCGAAUUCAAUGUGCAAGCUUUACAAUUUAGAGACCCUGCUGUUGCGGGGGUGUUCUCGUCUUGAAGAGUUUCCUUCUGAAAUGAGAUUUUUAAUUAACCUAAGGCAUCUUGACAUUAGAGGUUCAGAUUCAAUAAAAAUGAUGCCAAUGGGAAUCGGUGAACUAACCAAUCUCCAAACAUUGACAAAUUUUGUUGUCAGUCAAGACAAUGGCCGUCAGAUAAGGGAGAUGGAGAAUUUGUCUAAUCUUAAGGGUGGACUUGUUAUUUCAGAAUUGCAGAAUGUUGUCAAAGCUCAAGAUGCAUGGGUGGCUGGGUUAUGUUAUAAGUCGAACCUUCGUGAUUUAGCUUUGGAGUGGAGUUAUAAUUUCACCGGCGAAGAAAUUCACAAGGACGUGUUGGAUUCACUCCAACCUCCAAAAAUGCUUGAAAGGCUUACCAUCGAAUGUUAUGGAGGUGAAACAUUCCCAAAUUGGUUCGGAGAUCCUUCAUUUGAAAAGCUAUCGAUUCUGGAUCUGUGUUACUGUCCAAAUUGCACAUUAUUACCAGCUGUUGGAAGAUUACCGUCGCUAAAAUCACUUCUUAUCCAGAGGAUGAGUAAGGUAAAAAAUGUGGGUGCUAAUUUUUUUGGAAAGGAUCUGUCGAUUAAUGCAUUUCCGUCACUAGAGAGAUUACGUUUUCAGGACCUGCCAGAAUCGGAGGAAUGGGAUCCCUGUGAAGUUGAUGAAAAUGUAAGGAGUUUCCAACACCUUCAUGAGCUCAUCAUUUCAAAUUGCCCCAAGUUGUUAGGAAGUUUACCUAAUCGUCUUCCUUCCUUGAAGAAGCUAAAGAUUAAUUUGUGUCAACAACUGAGAAGUCUACCUGGUUGUCUUCCUUCAUUGGAGGAACUUGUGAUUCAAGAAUGUGAGCAGUUGGUAGUUUCACUCUCAAGCCUUCCAAAGUUGUCUGACUUGGAAAUUAAUGGGUGCCAAGAGGUGGCGUCUACAAGUUGUGCAAAUUCUGGCUCAUUCAUUGAAAGAGUCUCUCUUUCAGACAUUUCAAAAUUCACUUCCCCAAUGGAGGGGAUGAUGUUAGGGUUGACAAAAGCUGAACGUCUUUAUAUACGUGGAUGUGAGGAGCUAAUUUCUUCAUGGCAGAACCAGGAAGGACCCUCAACACAUUUGAGGCCUAUUCGCUUUUUGGAAAUUCAUAAUUGCUCAAGACUUGUUUCCAUAGGGGCAGAGGACGAAAAGGAAGAGUAUAUGCAGUUAGGAAUCCCUUGCCAUAUUGAACAUUUGAGCAUACACUGUUGUGAAAGGCUAGAAAGGCUAGCAGAAAGCCUACACAGCUACAGAUCCCUUACGGUGCUACGAAUUGAAGGAUGCCCAAGAUUGAUUUCAAUUUCAAAUGGAAACUUGCCUCCAAACGUAAGACGUUUAACCAUUAAGGAGUGUGAGAAUUUGCAGUACUUGCUGGAUGGAGUAAAUAACAACAUCAACAGCACGCCUCUUCUAAAGCACUUGGUGAUUGAAAAUUGUAAGUCUCUGAUAUCUUUAUCCUCAAGGGCCGAGUUACCUAUUAGGCUUCAACAUGUUGACAUUUAUGGUUGUGAAAAGUUGACAUCCUUGUCAUCCAAUGGCAAGUUACCUGUGGGGCUUAAAUACCUCGAUAUAAGGAGAUGCAGAGCACUAGAGUCCAUAGCUCAAGAAAUUGAAGAGAACUGUUCCCUUGAAUCGAUAAUUAUCUGCAGUUGUGAUAAUUUGAGAUCUUUGCCUCGUGAAUCAAACAAGCUCAGAUAUCUUAGCCUUUCUCGGUGUGAAAAACUCCAUGCCUUACCUAACUGCAUCCACAACAUCGUCUCUAUGCGAGAAUUGUUCAUAUUUGAUUGUCCAAGUGUGACAUCAUUUCCGGAAGAGGGGUUCCCUGCCAAUCUCACUUCAGUUACAAUGUGGCAACCCAAUAUUUGCAAGUCAGUGAUCGAGUGCGGUUUGCACAAACUCACCUGCCUUAAACAUUUGUCCAUCAACGGUGCUUCUCUAGAUGUGGUGUCUUUCCCAUGUGAGGAAAUGCUUCUGCCCCGCACUCUCACCUCCCUCACCAUCUUCGGUUUUCCAAACCUGGAAACUCUAUCCUCCAAAGGCUUUCAAAAUCUCAAAUUUCUUGAAUCAUUGGAAAUCCGAAGCUGCCCCGGGAUAAAAUUCCUUCCGGAAAAGGAGAUGUUUGACUCACUUUUGCAACUAGAUAUUGUUGACUGUCCACUGCUAAGAGAACGAUGCAAGGAGGAUGAAGGACAAGAGUGGCCCCAAAUAGCCCACAUUCCUUGCAUUCUAAUUGCUAAUUUGUUACCGGAAGGAACGCCCAGAAAUCAGAAUCAUUCAAGAAUAGUUUCAGAGGCUAGUGAGUGGUGCCUUCAUAGGAGCACACAAAGUGGUUUGCAAAAGCAGAUGGAAAGACCUGAAAAAGAAGAAUGCUGUUUACUUAGCUGAAGCAUGCAUUGCCUUCAUUGCUGUCAAAUUGACCAUAUGGUAGCCUGAAUGAGUCAGUCCCAAAAUCUCUGCCUCAAACCCAUUGAGAACUCAAUUUCUUUUAAAUGAUGAGAUAUUAAAGAUUUAUUGCCAGACUUGGGAGUGAGGACAGUGUCAGUGGCGCCAAAAUUCCCUCAAGGGAAACAUUGUUUCCUAUGAAAGUGGACGAAAUAACUUCAAUUCAAUUCAUUGGUGGUUUCGAAGUUCUUAGGGCAGCAGCUCCUUACCUACAGCAGAAAUCUUUGUCCGUGUCAGUGGUGCAAGCAUAAAUGAUAAGAUAGGGUAAGAACUGCAUCAAGCAGGUAAAAUUGGCUGAGCGAGGGCCUUCUAUAAAUGCAAAAUUGAUAUUCGAAAUGUAACAGUGUUAAAAUUCGUUGUAAUAUUAUUCUGUUGUGCAAUAAUGUUUAGAAGUUCAUUCCACUCUAGCACAAUUCUUCAUAUUGAUGCCAUAACAUAUCCGAUCCAUAAAACAUUGAUCAAAAGUCUUUGUUUUAUCCGAUGAUAGUUUCUUUCAGCUUGUUGGAGCCACAAAUGAAAAUCUUUGCCUGGAUUGAGCUUUUGACGAACAUGAGGUUUUAUGAUAAACAAUGUAAAGCGACAGAGCUUCAUGUGGUUUUCUUUUAUGCUUGCUUUGAGAACCGUUUGCCUUUAUGUAUGAAUUUUUAACUAUUUAUAGUAGGCACUAAACAUUUUUAUAUGCUUCUUAGAUCCUUAUAAGCAUUCUGGGUCGGCAUGAAGAAACAUCUACGUUGAUCGAGACAAUGUGUUCGAGCUGCUAAGCACAAGUAUUGGUUUGAGGAGCUCAUUUCAAUCAUCAAAUCAGGGGGAUGUCCUAUGUCUUGACAUAAAAGAACACAAACUCAAGCAUCCAUUUAUUCUGCAGAAGCUUAUAAAUAACUAUGCUCAAUUUAUUCCGCAGAAUUCAGAUCAACUUCUUCAUGUGAAUCGAGCCUGAGAAAAAGGCCUGUGUUUCUUUAAGGAGUCUAAACUGAAUCAGCAUGCUACUCCAAAUAUUGUCUCAUA
Durio zibethinus is the source of this 4784-nucleotide messenger RNA. Lineage: Eukaryota; Viridiplantae; Streptophyta; Magnoliopsida; Malvales; Malvaceae. The record is from RefSeq and is a predicted model, not a curated record.